UAUAUAUACCACAAUUCCGCUUAAAAACCCUAGCCCCUUUAUCUUUUAUAUCUUUUUCUUCACUUUUCACUCCAGGCCAGGGUUUUGCCUUGCGGCGUUUCCAUCAGAAACAAUGGCAGUUCCUUUGCUGUCCAAGAAGAUUGUGAAGAAGCGUGUCAAGAAGUUCAAGAGGCCCCAAAGUGACCGCAAGAUCUCCGUCAAGACAAACUGGCGAAGGCCUAAGGGUAUUGACUCCCGUGUUAGGAGGAAGUUCAAGGGAUGCACUCUGAUGCCCAAUAUUGGUUAUGGCUCAGACAAGAAGACCCGCCAUUAUCUUCCCAACGGUUUUAAGAAAUUUGUUGUGCAUAAUGUUCAGGAACUGGAGCUUCUCAUGAUGCACAACAGGACAUACUGUGCUGAGAUAGCCCAUGAUGUUUCAACAAAGAAGAGGAAGGAAAUUGUCGAGCGAGCUGCACAGUUGGAUGUUGUUGUGACCAACAAAUUGGCUAGGUUGCGCAGCCAGGAGGAUGAGUGAAGAUCAGUCCUUGAACGUUGGUUUUGCUUUUUGGUAUAAUAUUUUAUCGUGUAGGAAGUUUUAGACUUUGGCUCAAUUGUUUUUUUGGUGAUUGGUACUAAACCCUUCGUCUAAUUUAAAGUCUGCAUGAUUCUGAUGAUGUUUUGAGGGUUUUCUUCUUUGAGCAUGUUUUUAAUAAUGAAAGAUAUAUGCCACUGGCUGCUGCAUUUAUGAGCUAAUGUAACACCGUACCAGUUAUGGUGCCUAUUUCUCUGAAGGAGGUGUGACGAUAGGUGGACUGGCCUAUGUUCUUGAUAGAAGAAAAUUCCUUGCUGCUUUGCAUCCGUUACAAAAUGAUUUAGUUCUUAAUGAAUUGCUUGAUAAGGUUUGUCGAUGUGGGUUGAGCUUUUGUUCAUUACUUAUUUUAAUACACUCAUUGACAUUGUUUAUAAA
Molecule: messenger RNA, 946 nt
Organism: Durio zibethinus
Lineage: Eukaryota; Viridiplantae; Streptophyta; Magnoliopsida; Malvales; Malvaceae
Product: large ribosomal subunit protein eL32z
Biological process (GO): translation
Cellular component (GO): ribosome; cytosolic large ribosomal subunit
Molecular function (GO): structural constituent of ribosome
Source: RefSeq, a predicted model, not a curated record